AUGCUCUUUAAAAUCGGCAAUAGACAAAUUACGUCCGAUGACAACGGAUACAUUGGCACUACCACCAUUGGCCACACUGAAUCCAGCCGUGAUGACUUAUGUUCUGCCGUUUACCCAAAUCUUACAACGGAAUACAUAAAACCAAACUGGCUUCCUGACAGGGCUAUUAUUGCACCUACAAAUGCUGCUGCGAACACUUUUGACUACGAUUUACUCAGUCAGCUUCCUUCUCAAGAACGUUGUUACAGAUUAGUUGACACCGUUACAGACCUCGAUCAGGUUAUACAAUUUCCAACAGAAUUUCUCAACUUUCAAGAUUCUCCUGGACUCCCUCCCCAUGAACUUCACUUAAAAGUCGGUUGCCCUGUUAUCCUCCUACGCAAUCUAAACGCACCCAAACUAUGCAAUGGAACUCGCCUUGUGGUUAAACAAAUGAUGGACUACGUCGUUGAAGCCCAAAUUAUCUCAAGACACGGCAAAAACGCUACUGUUUUCAUUCCGAAAAUUCCGCUAACCCCAACAGACUGCUCCUACAGUAAUUUUUGA
Molecule: messenger RNA, 546 nt
Organism: Octopus bimaculoides (California two-spot octopus)
Lineage: Eukaryota; Metazoa; Mollusca; Cephalopoda; Octopoda; Octopodidae
Source: RefSeq, a predicted model, not a curated record